Hippocampus zosterae (dwarf seahorse) is the source of this 550-nucleotide messenger RNA. It is a transcript of the gene dynll1, whose product is annotated as dynein, light chain, LC8-type 1. Gene Ontology annotation, biological process: microtubule-based process; cilium assembly. The record is from RefSeq and is a predicted model, not a curated record. The transcript has 3 exons. Gene Ontology annotation, cellular component: cytoplasmic dynein complex. The coding region runs from base 107 to 376 and encodes 89 amino acids. Lineage: Eukaryota; Metazoa; Chordata; Actinopteri; Syngnathiformes; Syngnathidae. Gene Ontology annotation, molecular function: dynein intermediate chain binding; dynein light intermediate chain binding.
CACACCCACCUUUACUCUCGCGUGCACCACUUCGCUUGAGUUGGACGUUACUGGACUGCUUCUCGGUGUACACCUAAUCAAGAACCAAAAUAACAGACCAGGCGACAUGGCAGACAGGAAAGCUGUAAUAAAGAAUGCUGACAUGUCCGAGGACAUGCAGCAGGACGCCGUGGAGUGUGCCACCCAGGCCCUGGAGAAGUUCAACAUCGAGAAGGACAUCGCUGCCUACAUCAAAAAGGAGUUUGACAAGAAAUACAACCCGACCUGGCACUGCAUCGUGGGAAGGAACUUUGGCAGUUACGUGACUCACGAGACCAAACAUUUCAUCUACUUCUACUUGGGCCAGGUGGCCAUCCUGCUCUUCAAAUCUGGUUAAGAGCGCGCGCACACUUCGAAACACACGCACACACAACUAUAACACAUUACUGACUCGACAAAGGCAUCCAUUCCCAGGCGGGUGUGGGGACGCUGCCUUUUUUGUGCUUUCUAUUUUUGUUCUGAGGAUUAAAAUGUGGCCAUCUAAAAAUAAAAUAUUUAUUUUUGUCUGUUA